Molecule: messenger RNA, 3704 nt
Organism: Cotesia glomerata
Lineage: Eukaryota; Metazoa; Arthropoda; Insecta; Hymenoptera; Braconidae
Gene: pnt
Exons: 12
Coding region: 16-3567 (1183 amino acids)
Biological process (GO): regulation of transcription by RNA polymerase II; cell differentiation
Cellular component (GO): nucleus
Molecular function (GO): sequence-specific DNA binding; DNA-binding transcription factor activity, RNA polymerase II-specific
Source: RefSeq, a predicted model, not a curated record
UACAGGAACAUUGUCAUGCUAGACUAUUAUUGUCAUCAGAUGUAUUUGAUAAAUUGUCACAAGUUAUAUAAAAUUGUCAUUCAUAUUGCAAAAAAUAACCUAGUAAUGGGAACAGUCGAGUAUGAAACAAGUGUGCGUCUGCCAAUAUCUCAAAAAAUCUUCGACUUGAUGAUAGAAAGCUUCUCCAAAGACCACCAAGACAAGUCACUGAUCCUGCACUACAAUGACACGAUCUUCCCCAACUCAGACAGCAGCGCCUAUCCAAGUUACCGUCUGGCAGGUAAUACAUUCCAAUUAAAACAAUGUAUCCACCGGUUAAAUUUGCUUAAAGUAAUUGUGUGCAAGAAAAACAAGGAAGAAAAAACUACCAACAAAGAAGACAACAAUCCUAAUUCCAUUACCAAGGUUAUGUUCAUUCCAUUUACCCGGACGACUGCCAAAGAAACAAUCGCAGAAGCUUCUGAUAAAUUCAGCACCAUCCAGGACCUGAUAAUCCGCUACACACUCUAUAAGCGGAACAAUAUCCGCGUUUGCGUAGAAAAAAUAUCCCAGCCUCAAGGCGGCGCUUAUUACUUCUCCGCAGAAAUAGAGUACGACCGUGAUUACACAAAAAUAAACUACGAAGAAUUUACAAAAAUAGAGAAUACAUUCUGGGAUUUAUUAUCUAGCACUUACCUGUCUAAAUUUUACCACUUGCUGGAUACAAAUGCGAUGUACAAUUACGUAGAAUUGUCUCAGCUGUUGAACAUACCUUGCCGGAAAUUUUCUCCAAUUCAUGAAUACUCUUGUAAUUUAAUUGAUUAUAAAUUAAAGUACAAAUUUGACGGGUACAAAGGAAGGAUGAUAAAUAAUAAUUUAAAAAAAAACACUAUUAUUUUCUGGGAUGACAUGCACAACACUGGAGAAAUAUCUUCUGGAUUUUUAAAUGAAUUUCCGCAUGUAAUUUUUCAGUACGAAGUUAUUACUGACAAGCGAUGGAUUAUUUUCACUGACAUAAUUGGUGUAAUAUUUCACAAACAAUUGUACAUGCCGGAGCCAAAUGACGUUUUGGAAUUCUUUUCUUCUUUUCCAAAGCGCGAAAUCAAUCACCCGCUUCUAGACGAUUCUCUUAACUGCCGGUCGUUUAAUUUUGUAAUUCCCGACGGCCAUGUUAGCGACCAGGUGGCGCUGAGUGACGAAUUUCAAAUUGGUGUUCAGUUUGUUAUUCAAGAUGGCGACGAUUUUGAUUACUUCUCCGCGAGUUUCAUUGAUCAGACGGAUGGAUUUAUUAUUGUGUGCAAUAAUCGGGAGUAUAAAUAUAAAAUUCCGACGCUGGAUGUGAGAAUUAAAAGUGAAAUGGCUUAUUUAGAUGAAAGUUUGACGCCGAUAUUUGAAAAGAAGCUCAGUGCGUCGUUUUUGUUGAAUCCGCAGUCGAUUUAUGAAAUCACUUUGAGGAAAGGACAAGUUCUUAUUCUUCGGGAAAGAUUUGAGAGACAGUUUACUUCUAAUUCGGAUGAGUUUGAAGCUUUUAAACGUAACAUGGACAUCGACUCACUGUACGACUACGAUGAAGAGGAACAAGAUUUUUAUGAAGAAAGUCUUUUAACUCGAAAAAUUUACCCUAUUGAUCACCGCGCGUUGAAGCGUAAUCGUGGGUCUAACGUGAGCUUCGGAUGUGGAAGUCUCAGUACUAGUGAAGUAAUGAUGAUGAUGGCCAAAUACAUGAAACAAGAGUCAACGUCCGAUGUUGAAGAUGAAAGUAUCAUGCCCAGAGGACCUGAGAGAUUUACAUCGAUGCGAAAGGUCCCAUCUCUUUCAGACCUAUCUGAUCCUGACAGUUCAAUCGAUAUUCCGGCGCAAGUACCACCUCUAACACCUGGUACAAACAAAAAAAUGACCGAGGCCCUAAAAGCCUCAUUUGCAUCGUGGGAGAAAGAACAACUUCGUCUAAAUAUAACCAAAGAUCCAAGACAAUGGUCAGAAACGGCAGUAUCUCAUUGGCUCCAUUGGGCAAUUAGAGAAUUUUCGCUAGAAGGUGUAGCAAUGCAACCUUGGCAACAUAUGACCGGUAAACAAAUAUGUGCAAUGGGCAAAGAAUCAUUUAUUGCACGUGCUCCAGCAUUCAUGGGUGAUAUUCUUUGGGAACAUUUGGAACUACUCCAAAAAGAAGAUGAAGUAGACAAAGCGUCGUUGGAGAAUAUGCCAGCAAAUUUGUACGAAAGCGUAUGCGUGCCUGACCUGGGGGAUUUUUUGGGUUACCAAGGAGCCAACAAUUCGGUAACAACAGCAGUUACCACAACAAACCCACCGGAACUCAAGAGUCCAGCCACUCCAGCAAGUUCAAUUACCUCGACCUCAUCAAUCCCACGGAGUGGUCCACCGUCGAUCCAGUCCCCAAUAAACGCCCCGCCGAUUCCAAGGCCCUACCACAAUGACAGUGGUUACAGUCAUUUACGUAGUCCAGUAUGUCAAGAAGAAAAUCAAAGAGAUGAAAACUCAUCGCCGCCUCACAACCACAACUCUCAAACUUCUAAUUCUCAUCCGGCGACACCUAGUGGCAAUCAUAAUAACAACAAUAAUAACAAUAACAACAACAAUAACAAUGCGAGCAACGCGUAUAUUCAUUUAAGGAAUUUAAACCAACUUAAAUCUGAAGCCAAUUAUGGGAAUCACCAUAUACCUGAACACCUGCAAAGCGGUGGUGGUGCUAGCGAACUCGGUAACAAUGAGAAUGACCUGCGGGUAAGCAACACCGCACCAACAGAUAGUUACAUGACACCUGCCCACUACUCCGGGUACGAUGAUCCUUCAGAGUACCACAAUUUACCCACGGAGCAUGGAAAUCCUCACACCUACAAUCUUGACAACCCCUCGGAAUUUUAUGGUGCUGGUGGGAUUCAGCUAGAGCCUAAAUACCAACCACCUCCGUUUAAAAAUUAUCCAAGAGGACGGUAUCAUGAAGGAUACAACGAAAAUUAUGGUCAAUAUGACACAACGCCUUUCCAAACCGUACCAGGAAGCGGGAAUGCAAAUUCUAGCAGUGGAAGUACUGUUGGAAAUGACCAAUGGUCAGUUGGUCCUCUUGGAGAGCAUCUUUCUCAUCACCCAGCAUUCCUUUCAGGAAUUGGUCCCCGUGAUUCUUCAAACUCUCAUCAUCCAGCUAAUAUUGGAAGUAAUUCUGACCAGAAACCAUUGUUACAAAGUGCAAUGUUAGCCGGAUACACUGGUGGAGGACCUUGCUUCACCGGAUCAGGUCCAAUUCAACUAUGGCAAUUUUUAUUAGAGUUAUUAACUGAUAAAUCGUGCCAAGGUUUCAUAUCAUGGACUGGAGAUGGCUGGGAGUUCAAACUUACCGACCCUGACGAGGUAGCUCGUCGCUGGGGUAUUCGUAAGAACAAGCCCAAGAUGAACUACGAGAAACUUAGUCGUGGUCUUCGGUACUAUUAUGAUAAGAAUAUUAUUCAUAAAACUGCUGGCAAGCGAUAUGUUUAUCGUUUUGUAUGUGAUUUACAAAGUCUUUUAGGAUAUAGUCCAGAAGAAUUACACGCAAUGGUGGAUUUAAAACCAGAAAAAAAGGAAGAAGACUGAAGAAGAUUUUCGUCCAAAUAAAAGAAAAUUCAAGUAUAAAAUACAAAUGAAAGUUUUUUCGUGCUAUCGUGAUAAGCGAACGUAACAAUUAAAUAUAUCAUUAUAUUUAUUAAGUAAAAAAAUAAAUAAAAAAAAAA